Molecule: messenger RNA, 2350 nt
Organism: Mercenaria mercenaria
Lineage: Eukaryota; Metazoa; Mollusca; Bivalvia; Venerida; Veneridae
Product: MFS-type transporter SLC18B1-like
Exons: 12
Coding region: 457-1743 (428 amino acids)
Biological process (GO): transmembrane transport
Molecular function (GO): transmembrane transporter activity
Source: RefSeq, a predicted model, not a curated record
AAUAAAAAACGUAUUUGGAUAUAUUUGGAUAUAAACACGUCUUACCAAUAAUUUAAUAAAAUGAAACUAAAAAAUAACACAGUACAAACGUAGGUGUACUGAAUUAGAGUUUGUUCAUUUCACUUGCUUAUUUCAAUUGUAGAAUGUUGCAAUUUCCGAUUAAGUACAGAUAUUACAGCUUGUGUACUUUAAAAGGAAUGACGUAACUAUACGAAUAUAUAUAUAUUUGUCAUGGAAGAGCUUCUUGGCGUUUAUCAUUAAUAUCGUAUAGUGUCAACUUCAUGUUAACAAUCUGUUUUGUUUAAUAGGAAGUAAAUGUGCAACAUCCAUCUAAACUAGAGCACCUGAACGAACAGAAAGAAGAGAAAAGCAGUACGUAACCCAAACUGGAAGUUUAAAAAUUAUUUCCAGAAGAAGCUAUUGAGCUGACAGCAGAUUGUGAUAAGAACAGAACCAAUGGGACAUUUAAAGCCACGUGAAGUUCGUGCAAGGAUAGUUACGAUGGGAGCGGAUACAACAAACGGGUUCAGAUGGCGGGAAAUGACGUGUGAACAGAUUGCAGUAUUGAUGACUAUUUAUUUCACUUAUUUAACUACCUGGCUAAAUUUAUCGAUUCCGGCGCCAAUCUUUCCAAAAGAGGCAAACAGGAAAGGUGUAAAUGCAACGGUAUCAGGAUGGGUGUUUGGCGUGUUUGCGCUUGUGCAGUUUAUUGUUUCUCCAUUCUAUGGACGAUUGUUGUCUAAAGGGUUUAGUUGUAGAUCCUUGUUAGCUUUUGGAUUGCUUGUCUGUGGUGGCUGCACCAUAACUUUUGGUAUGCUGACCUUAAUAGAUACUACAUCUUUGUUUGUACUGCUGUGUUUUCUGGUGCGAAUUCUGUUGGCAGUUGCCUGUACCAUUUUAAGCAAUACCGGACUAGUAUUGCUGGUACAAUACUUUCCUAACAAUGUAGCAACUCUUUUUACUGGUGGAUAUAUUUUACCCUUUGCUGCAUUAGGUUCUAUCGCCAUACUAGCUCUGCCUUUCUUCUGGAUUUUUGUUCCUCAGCAAAAAGCAAAGAAAUCUACAAAUGCAGACAUGGAACUCUCAAUGUUGAAGUUACUUUUACAUCCAAAGUCAAUUGUAAACUCUAUAGUAAUUGUCCUUAUAGCUGUAGCAUGGACUGUCCUUGACGCAACACUGGAGCCUCAUCUCAGAAAGCAUGGUAUUCAGCCCAAAAUAGUCGGAAUUAUGUUCCUUGUAAUGGCAGCAUUUUAUUCCACAACAUCUCCACUCUGGGGGCGACUAGCCGACAAACUACCAGAAAAUAGAAUCAUGAUUGUCAUUGGUUUAAUACUAAUUGCCAUUGGUUUACUUUGGUUAGGACCGUCUCCGCUUCUUCCGUUUUCCGUGAAAUAUGAUUUUGUGUGGUAUACUGCCGUAUCUCUGGCAAUAAUUGGAACAGCUUAUGGUAUGUGUGUUGUGCCCACAUAUAGCAUCUAUCUCAGUGUCCUCAGAGAAAUCAAUUACCCACAAAAUAACUCAACCCAUGGAAUGGUAUCUGGUCUAUUUACCUCCAUGUACUCUUCGGGAAGUUUUAUUGGGCCCAGCCUCGGAGGGUUUCUGUAUGAUCUUAUUGGGUUUGAAUGGCUCGUUACAUUUGUUGCAGUGGCAUGUUCUCUGAUGGGCUUUCACGUUUUUGUGACCCUGUUGGUGGAGGGAAAAGCCGUGGAAAAGCAAUACUCGACCGACAAUACGCUUAUAUAACAUUUUGUUAUACAUAUAUAACAGUGAUGAAAGAACAAGAUUGUUCGUAAUGUUGUACUAGAAUGUAUAACAGGCUAUCACUUUGCAUAUAGAUUUUAUUAACGUUCUUAACAGCCGUCUGCGUCAGUAAAGUUACAUCCCGUACCUGGACUAUGUAGUUUUUGUGUUGCGCUGGAGCCGAUGCUGGGUCGUGAGGGAUGUUGCAUACUUGCUCAAAACUAGUCUUGGUUGCGUUCUUCCUUCGAAAUUGUACUUAAAUUAUUAUCCUUCCGAUAACCAUGAUUAGUUUAGAACGAAAUCCAAACGAUGAGUAUGUUUAAAUACACAUACAUUUUUAAAAUGUCUUUUCAAUCACUAACAGCACAUUUUUAUAUUAGACUUACUUGAAAACAGUUUGUUGUAACUGAAAAUUCCGAAAAUUUUACAUGAACCAUAAAAACAGUUGCAAGAAGAAGUCUUCCUGGAAUCAGGGCAGAUAGUCCAGCUUAUGUAUAAACGUCCCCUGGGGUAUUUGUGUUUUUACGUAUUUAGAAACAUCGCCCCUUCCAUAUUGUAUAAUUAUAAUAUAAAGGCGAAAUUAUAUGAUAUUAAAUAAUGAUAUUCUUUU